ACUUCCGGCCGGAGGCGUCUGGCUGGGGGCCGAGGUGGGCCGCGUCAGGCCGACGACGACGACGACGACGACGAUGACCGACGGGCGGGCCGCAGGCACCAUGGCGUCCGGCGGGGUCCGCGGGCCGACGCCGCGCUGGGGACGGGCCCUCGGCGGCGCCGCGCUGCUCCUGCUGCUGCUCCCGGCGGCCGCCGCGCAGGGUUGUUCUCAGAACACUAAUAGGACCUGUGAAGAGUGCCUGAAGAACGUCUCUUGUCUUUGGUGCAACACUGACAAGGCCUGCUUGGACUACCCGGUGACCAAAGUCCUGCCGCCCAGCUCUCUCUGCAAGCUGAGCUCUGCCCGCUGGGGCGUGUGCUGGGUGAACUUCGAGGCCUUGAUCAUCGCCAUGUCCGUGAUCGGGGGCUCCCUGCUGCUGGGCGUGGCCAUCUGCUGCUGCUGCUGCUGCUGCCGGAGGAAGCGGAGCCGGCGGCCGGACAAGAGCGAGGAGAGGGCCAUCCGGGAGCGUGAGGAGCGCAGGGUCCGGCAGGAGGAGCGGAGAGCAGAGAUGAAGUCCAGACAUGACGAGAUCAGAAAGAAAUACGGUUUGUUUAAAGAAGAAAACCCAUAUGCUAGAUUCGAAAACAACUAAGACGCGCUCCGCAGCACGACGAGCAGUCUUCCGCCUUUCCUCGGGCUGCUGGUCCGCAGGGGCCCUGCCACCUCGUCCGCCUCCGACCCUGGGUGAUGGAAGCUGCCCUCUGGGCCCAGGCCUGGGAGCUCCUGUCCCCUCUUCUCUGUUUCUGUAUUUAGUCACCUGAGACAUUAAGACCGUCAGGGCUUUUCUGUUCUGUUGCUCAUCUGGGGAGGAAACUGCACUGCGUUCCAGGCCCCUGCUCCAGCUGCGACCCAGUGCAGACCCUCCCUGCGCCCGGGCCGCGCAGCCCCACGUGCAGGGAGCAGGGCGCCUGCAGCCCGUCCCGGGACCACCCCCCGCCCCUCUUGUUUCCCCGGAACACCACAGGUGACUUGCCGUUGACCGUGGGGUCCGGGUCGUAGCCUGACGAGGGUUCAGUUCCUGACCUCUACACCAAAUAGCAUUGAGCAGUAGUUACACUCACCUUGCAUCUUUUGGGUUUUUUGUUUCUUUGUUUUAAUAAUUCUUGGAUUUUAUUCUCCCACCUAAAAGCUUUACUGUCAAAGCUUAGGCCUCUUGUGGGUGAUUUCUUAAGUUUGUGUCUUUGCUGGAACAUCGAGAUAUUUUUCCGGUGAAAAUGUGAUUAUAAAACCUCUGAAAGGACAGUGGUCGGUCAGGUGCUGAUAGGUCAUGGGCGGGGGCGGCUUCUAGAGGCUCCGCUUGCCUUCUUUUCAGCCCCAUUGACCGCAGGCCUCAGGCCCUGGGGGCAGAGUCUCUCCUGAGUCAGACCCUCCCUGCUGUCUGCAGUGGUCCCUUAAGGCACGCAGGUGACCACAGGUCCGCCCUCGGGAAGCAGGGGCCGCUGACUGGAUCUCCACGCACGACAGGGACGCUGGCGGUCGUCCUGCUUGUCCGUCGACCCCAGCUCCCAGCCCACUCCUUGGUCUUGGCCAAGUGCUGGGAACUUCCUUCAGAGGCGGCUUCUUGUAAGGUGGCCUCCCAGUGCCCGGUGGUGCCGCGUGUGCUGGUUCCCUUUCUUCCAGAUCAAGAUACAGGACUGCAAUAAAUGGUCUGAGCACUUCCUGGCAGGGACAGCAGACGGCAAAGUCACUGUGAACAGCGUUUCUUAAAAGAAAUCUGAAAAUAGUUCUAGUUGCCAAAUUGCUUUGAAUGAGAAAAACGAGCUCUGGGAAGGUAGGUGGACCGGCACGUGCAGUGGGGCGUCCACGCGGACCCAGUGAUCACAGGACACAUUCGGUGCCGUGUGCCCUGUUGGCUGCGCAGAUCUGUGCCUGAUUUAACAUUUCUACCCUGAAGUUUCACAAACUUCUUAAGAAGAAACUUUCAUAAACUCUUUCGUUUUAUUUCUCUGAUUUCUUGGGCAUUUGAUAGCAAUGAAAGUAUUAUUAAACAUUCCUAAGUAUUUUGUAAGUCUGUAAAUUUUUACUUUCUACUGUUUGUUCAUAAAAGAAACUUUGUGAUAGACUUCAGUGAACUUUGUACUAACACAGUAGUGAGUGCCGAUGUAAAAUCACUUUCUCGACUUGAGGCUGCUGAGCUGGAAGCUAAGCCGGGUUGCGGACGAAGCAAGCUGCUAGAGCCAGUUGCCAGUGCGCAGCCCUCCUCCCGCACAGCGCGGAGCCCGCCCAGCGGCCCGGGAGCAUCGCCACAGCCGUGUGCUCCUUCUGAAACAGCACUAAGAGCAGCCAAAAACGGUAACCUCUCGGAAACCAGAAGUCUGGGUGCCUUCAUCUUUAACCAGUUUCCAAUCAGCGGAUUAAUACACGCUUUUGUUGGCUA
This is a messenger RNA of Hippopotamus amphibius kiboko, 2416 nucleotides long. RefSeq names its product PTTG1 interacting protein (gene PTTG1IP). Gene Ontology annotation, cellular component: cytoplasm; nucleus. The transcript has 6 exons. NCBI's taxonomy places the organism in Eukaryota, Metazoa, Chordata, Mammalia, Artiodactyla, Hippopotamidae. The coding region runs from base 74 to 631 and encodes 185 amino acids. Gene Ontology annotation, biological process: protein import into nucleus. The record is from RefSeq and is a predicted model, not a curated record.